AUGGCUACCUCCCCUAACUUCCGGGAGUGCCAGAACCAGACCAUCAUCUUCCAAGAUGUCGACGACAGCUGCGUCGAGGCGCUCGUGGACUUUCUGUAUGGCGAGAUGCGCAGCCACCCGGAGUACUUUCCCAUACCUCCCACGAUAGGCAGCGGUCUCAACAGCGAGGACGUCAAAGGCAGCGUCGUCUACUUCACGGGUCUCUGGCAGCUGGCGGACAUGUACGAUAUGGCCACCCUCGCCGAGAGCACGCUCGCCGGGUUUAAGGACGACUUCCUGUACCUGCUGAAGGAUCUGCGAUGGCUGGGGUGGGUCUUGGAUGCGGCGGCAGUGGUGGAGGACUUUCCGCAGAAGAUGUCGGAGAUUAUGGUCGAGUGCUGUGGACGUAAGCCACAUAAUCAUAAGGCGGAGGAGACGGAGCGGGUGUUUGGGAAGUAUCCGGAGUUCGCGUCGGCGGUGUUGCAGAAGAUGGUGGGGGAGAAUAGGCAGUCGGGGUCCUAG
Zasmidium cellare ATCC 36951 is the source of this 501-nucleotide messenger RNA. RefSeq lists its product as uncharacterized. The record is from RefSeq and is a predicted model, not a curated record. The transcript has a single exon. Lineage: Eukaryota; Fungi; Ascomycota; Dothideomycetes; Mycosphaerellales; Mycosphaerellaceae. Bases 1 to 501 code for a protein of 166 amino acids.